Molecule: messenger RNA, 390 nt
Organism: Dicrocoelium dendriticum
Lineage: Eukaryota; Metazoa; Platyhelminthes; Trematoda; Plagiorchiida; Dicrocoeliidae
Source: the annotation of a GenBank genome assembly
AUGUGUCCACGAAGUAAGCAUAGCAGCCUUCAUUUAGGUGCGGGGACGUAUGGGGGGGGGGGGGGGGGGGGGGGGGGGGGGGGGGGGGGGGGGGGGGGGGGGGGGGGGGGGGGGGGGGGGUGGGGGGGGGGGGGGGGGGGGGGUGGGGGGGGGGGGUGGGGGGGGGGGGGGGGGUGGGGGGGGGGGGGGGGGGGGGGGGGGGGGGGGGGGGGGGGGGGGGGGGGGGGGGGGGGGGGGGGGGGGGGGGGGGGGGGGGGGGGGGGGGGGGGGAGGGGGGGGGGGGGGGGGGGGGGGGGGUGGGGGGGGGGGGGGGGGGGGGGGGGGGGGGGGGGGGGGGGGGGGGGGGGGGGGGGGGGGGGGGGGGGGGGGGGAGCUGACUUUGUGUUUUGA